Xiphophorus hellerii (green swordtail) is the source of this 1083-nucleotide messenger RNA. Its product is annotated as vesicle-associated membrane protein 8-like. NCBI's taxonomy places the organism in Eukaryota, Metazoa, Chordata, Actinopteri, Cyprinodontiformes, Poeciliidae. Gene Ontology annotation, biological process: vesicle-mediated transport. Gene Ontology annotation, cellular component: membrane. The coding region runs from base 224 to 541 and encodes 105 amino acids. The transcript is spliced from 3 exons. The record is from RefSeq and is a predicted model, not a curated record.
UGUGGGAUUAAUGCAGUAUUUCUUUUAUUAAACUGAUUUUAAAUAUCUUAUAUUCAUCCUUCCUAAUAACUCGUUAUUUUUCCGGGUAUUCGUCUGAGUCAUAAUCCACAUAUCCAAAUGAAUGAGGAAAAGGAUCAUCUAAAAACAAACCUGCUUUCCAGGAAGGUCCAGACACAUCAGAGGAUCUUUACAGUCAUUUCAACAGAGAGCAGAGCCAGAGACAAUGACAGCCGUAGAGAUGGAAGGAAAAGGUGACGGACAGCAGAUGAAAGACAAGACCAGUGACCUGUCCAGGCAGAUCGAUGAAGUGAAGGAGAUCAUGAAGAAAAAUUUGGAAGACCUCCUCCGCCGAGAAGAAAAUCUGGAUAACCUCAUGGAAGUGUCUGAGUAUCUGAAAGACAGGGCUUAUAAUUUCCGCCGUACAACUGAGAAAGUGUCUCGCUCCUACUGGUGGAAGAACGUCAAGCGGAUGGCAGCCGUGGUCGUGAUCGUCCUCAUCGUCGUCGUCGCCAUCGUCCUGCUGGCCGUCAGGUUCAAUUGAGAAUGACCCUGACGGCUCCUGUAGCCACGCCCACCUCCAAGCCCUGAACACACAUCAACACAAACAUCGUGAUGAGACAGCAUGAGAUUAUGGACGCAUUAUACUGAGUGGCAAAGAUUUGGACAAAUUCUGAUGUGUAGUAAACUGUAUUUUUCUCACUACAUUUAUUGUGUAAUAAACAAAAAGGUAAAAAGGAAUGAUUUGCUGUUUAUUUCGCAACAAAAUAAAAUAGAAUUGACAAAUUAGUUGAUAGUAUUAAUCACUGUAUUGUAGUCAUGUUGCUAUUCAGUCAAUUUAAAGCAGGUGGCGUUAUGUAUUUUCCAGCCAUUUUAUUACACAAUCAAGACACUGUUAUGUUCAGUUGUUUAGAAAACACUGCAUAGAAGAGGUGAUCAGAUCGAUCCGAAAUAUCCAUAAUCUUGAUACUAAGUCGGUAUCAGUAUCGGAUUGAUUUGCGAUCAAAACUUUAGUUUCAAAUUCCCGCUUGAAAUUUUUUGUUGUUGUUUCUCAAAUCCAACUUUAAAGAAAACAUUUUGCUUUGA